Messenger RNA from Nylanderia fulva, 2824 nucleotides. It is a transcript of the gene tei, whose product is annotated as irregular chiasm C-roughest protein teiresias. Gene Ontology annotation, cellular component: cell-cell junction; plasma membrane. NCBI's taxonomy places the organism in Eukaryota, Metazoa, Arthropoda, Insecta, Hymenoptera, Formicidae. Gene Ontology annotation, biological process: cell-cell adhesion. The record is from RefSeq and is a predicted model, not a curated record. Gene Ontology annotation, molecular function: cell adhesion molecule binding.
UCUCCGCACUCUCAGUCCCGAGAGCGGAGCCAGAGAGGUGAGAGAGCGCGACGCGCGCAUUCGGAGCUCGCUGAUCGUGGCCGCAUCUCCGCGUAAUUCGUAAUCCGAGUACACCGUUUCGAGUAUAUAUCCGCUCGUUUUUCCCUCGUCGCGUUGCGAGUUCGUCCGUUCUUUUUUUUUUUUGGCGCGCGAAACGUUACGUUUGUUCGCGACGACGAGCAACGUCCCUGCGAGAACGCCGAGAACUGUGUUGUGGAAUCUGCACUCCGGGGAUUUACUCCGAUACUCAAGUGCGUCGUCGAAUUAUGCUCGUCCUCGCUUUUGUGCCGUGAGAGAGGAAGGACUCAUUUUCACGGAGUGUGUCGAAAAGAUCUCGCAUUUAUUUUUCCUUUCUUUCGACUUUUGUGAGUCCGGUCUGUGAAGUGGCGAUUUUCUCCGCGAAACAGGAGAGCCGAGGAAGAGAGGCUGCGGUGGUGUCGCACGAAGAGAUAUGCGCUACGCAAAGCAAGGGUUAAUGUCCGGUUUACUCGCGGCGAGACCGCAGUCACCUCGUGCACCGGCGGUGCAUCGUCGAUGCUGAAUCGCGCGCUCGGUACAUUCGUGAUAGUGGUGGUGGUGGUGGUGGUGGUGGUGGUGGUGCUCGAGCGGACUCUCGCGCGCGGAUGACAGCUGGACGUUUUCGCCGCGAGGUUGACAGUGAGAUCCUCGAGCUCAGUUGAGCUGGGAAGAGACGAGUCGUCUCUCGCGUCGCCGAGAGUUCGAGACACGCCGUCGGUGAUAUCCGGCGUGAGAACUACUGUGAAUCGCGAAUCGGGUGGUGAUCAGUAGUGAUGCCGUGAUGGGCUGCAGCUCGGGAUCGUUCUUCCUGACCACGCUUCUCCUCGUGGUUGGAUUACUCUCGAUCGCGCUGUUCGCCGAAACAUCGGACGCAACACGUUUAAGACAACGGCCUGGACCUACGGAGUCUCCGAGAGGAGGUUCCGUGAACGAGGCUGGCGUUUUUGCGUUACGAGGUAGGCAGGAGGGUAGCCGGCGCGCUAGAAAGACCACCACUAGCACAACGAGCACGACACCCAGCUCGACAUUGAUAUCCCUGGCCGACGAAGUGGCGCAGCCCGCUGCUCUUUUGGCCCCCGAGGAGGAGUCAUGGUCUACUAGUUCCUCCACCACGACCAAUGUUCCGCUAUCCUCAGACAUGGCCGACACGUCGUCCAAUCCGCCUCUGGAGCUCGUGGUGAAGCCUCAUAGUAAAGUCAUUUUGCCCUGCGAACUGGAAGGAAAUUACUCGAGAUUAUUGCUGCCAGGUGCCAGAAGUUACAGAAUACGACCGGCAACGUGGCUGCACGAGGGUAACCCGGUAGACAUGAUUACGAUAGAUACGAGAACAGAAAUGAGCGGAACCGGGCACCGAUACAUCGGCGAUUCCACGACCGCGGCGUUGCACAUAGACAAUGUCAGAUUAGAGGACGACGGUGUGUGGAGCUGCACGUUAGAGGACGACCAGGGGAAGAUCCUCUUUGGCAGACCGGUGAAGCUGGUCGUGCUCGAGGCACCUCGUGGAACGUAUCUGCUGAUAGAUGGCCGCCGGCUGGAUCCCGGAAACCAGUUUGUGCCGGUGAAGGAGGGCUCGGAGCUCACUCUCGAGUGCGCGGCCGAGGGUGGAAAUCCGCCGCCCAUCUUGGCGUGGGGCAUGACCUUGUCUCAGGCUACUUUAGACGGGCCGGAACAACCGCCGGACAACCUCACCGUGCUGCCCUCAACGUCCGGCAGGCGCAGCGGGGCUCACCUUAAGGUCCUGAGAGGACAUCACAAUGCUACCAUCGUCUGUGUCGCGCGUCACAUCACGCUGGUGAUACCGAUGAACGCCAGUAUCCUGCUCGACGUUCAAUAUACUCCAUCGUUUGCGAUAACGCGUUUACCUGGUUUUGGAAUUCCGAUCGUCGAGGGGAUGUCUGUCAGUCUGAAAUGCGAGGUAGACAGCAAUCCAGCCAGCACUCCAAUUUGGCAGCGCGACAAUGGACCGCCCCCCGUGGAGCAGAGCGAUGACGGAUGGUUGAACUUCACAAAAAUCACUCGGGCCGAGAGCGGCUGGUACAAGUGCUACACGCGGCAUAUGCUCGGCAUUUUCACCAGCAUCGGAUAUUUUCUCAAUGUUCGCUAUGAUCCAGAUAUGGAGACGGAAGCGGAGGCGCUGAACGGCGAGGCGACCGAUUCCCGAAGGAUGGAGGUGCAGAUCGGCGGCGCGGUGACCCUCGAGUGCGACGGUGGUUGUUGGGGCCAUGGACCGGGAAUGGAUCCGGUGGGUGGACCCGGACCUCUCGCUCUGAGCCGAGUCGUGUACCAGGAGGCUGGAGAAUAUCGAUGCGUCGCGCCCGAUCGGAAAAUGCAGGACACGUGGCGAGCCCAGUUACCAUACCACAUCAAAAUCACCGGACGACCCAUGGUUCAUCCGCCGAGUCAGAUGGUGACGGCGAACGAGGGCGAGCCCCUAGACAUUAUCGUCGAGUUCUGCGCCGAGCCGAGUUACACCAAGGUUCUCUGGAUGUCGGAGGAGCGCGUGUACACACCAGAUGCACCCUCUCACGACGGGGUCCGAGCUCUCGGAAUCGAGGAUGGGGGCACAGAAUGUGUUAUAUGUUACAGGACGACCUUACGUUUCGAGACGAUUCAGUGGUCCCACGCAGGGGGAGAGUGGCUGCUGCUGGUCCGUUCGCCGGAAGGAUCGCCGAAGCUUCCGUUCUGCUCAAUGUGACGCGCGGCUUCCGGAUACAGCCAUGCCCAAGUCCGGUCAGCGAGUAUCGCGUACCUUCUGCUCUGCCUGAUC